UCAACUGGAGCCGCUUAUGUUGUGCAGCAACCUACGACAGUUUCCAACAUUAGCAGAAGGGUGAAGUGUUUGUUUUCUUACUUAAGUCGCCACUUGUUCGUCUUCGGAUAAAAGAUCGUUUUUGCGUGUCCGGUGGAGGAUUAAGUGUGGUUACAUGUUGUGCAGUUCGCAGUGUUUGCGUGAAGACUUCCAACUGGCGAAUCGCAUCAGUUCGCCCGGAGGGUCAUCGUCAGCGACGACACCCUCUGCUCCGCCAGCGUCAACUGUUUAGAAAAUGACCGGAGAGAAGAUCCGCUCCCUGCGCAAGGAUCACAGGCCAAACAAGGACGAGGAUUUACUGGAGCCGGACGAGGAGGCUGCCACCGGGACCUUCACCGCCUCCAAGGCGAACAACAAGAGCAGAGCGAGUAAAAUCUUCAGCAAUCACAAGUUAAUCAAGUCUUCAUCCACACAGCAGCAGAACCAGCAGUCGCAGAUUAACGCUAACACUAACACACUGUCGGAUGUUAUCGAUGACAACAACAAAAACCCCAUCAUCCGAACCGGGCAGGACUUUCCGGUGCAUGAAUGUGUGUUUAAAGGAGAUGUCCGACGCCUGUCUUCACUCAUACGGACGCAGAAUAUCGCCCAGAAAGACGUCCAUGGAAACACACCGUUGCAUCUGGCUGUCAUGAUGGGGCACAAAGAGUGCGCACACCUGCUGCUGGCCCACAAUGCACCAGUGAAGGUGAAGAACGCUCAGGGAUGGAGCCCCCUCGCUGAGGCCAUCAGCUACGGAGAUCGACAAAUGAUCACAGCGCUGCUAAGGAAGCUGAAGCAACAGUCCAGGGAGACUGUGGAGGACAAGAGGCCCAAGCUGCUGAAAGCCCUGAAAGAACUUGGAGACUUUUACUUGGAGCUUCACUGGGACUUCCAAAGUUGGGUGCCUUUGCUCUCCAGAAUCCUGCCUUCAGACGCCUGUAAGAUCUACAAGCAGGGCCUCAAUAUAAGAUUGGACACUACCCUUAUAGACUUUACAGACAUGAAGUGUCAGCGUGGGGACCUCAGUUUCAUCUUCAACGGCAACGCCAUCCCCUCAGAGUCCUUUGUUGUGCUUGACAACGAGCAGAAAGUCUACCAGCGGAUACAUCACGAGGAGUCGGAGAUGGAGACAGAGGAGGAAGUGGACAUUCUGAUGAGCAGCGACGUGUACUCUGCCACACUCUCCACUAAGUCCAUCACCUUUUCCAGGGCGCAGACCGGCUGGCUGUUCAGAGAGGACAAGACGGAGCGCGUGGGAAACUUUCUGGCUGAUUUCUACUCUGUGAACGGCCUGGUGCUCGAGUCCAGGAAGAGACGGGAGCAUCUGAGCGAGGAGGACAUUUUGAGGAACAAAGCCAUCAUGGAGAGUCUAAGCAAAGGAGGGAAUCUCAUCGAGCAGAACUUUGAGCCUGCGAGGAGGCAGUCUCUAACUCCCCCUUCACCCAACACUAUAUCCUGGGAAGAAUACAUCACUGCUGACAAUGGAAAAGCUCCUCAUCUAGGAAGAGAGCUGGUCUGCAAAGAGAGCAAGAAAAACUUCAAAGCCACGAUAGCCAUGAGUCAAGACUUCCCUCUGGGCAUCGAAUCGUUAUUGAAUGUUCUGGAGGUGAUUGCACCCUUCAAGCACUUUAAUAAACUCAGGGAGUUUGUUCAGAUGAAGCUCCCCCCUGGCUUUCCUGUCAAACUCGACAUCCCUGUCUUUCCUACGAUCACAGCCACUGUGACGUUUCAGGAGUUUCGCUACGACGAGUUUGAUCAGUCAAUUUUUACCAUUCCCAACGACUAUAAAGAAGACCCUAGCCGUUUCCCUGACCUUUAACCUCUCAAGUUUGAACAGGAGACAAACGUGCAACGAGGCAACGUUAUGCUACAAAACAUAAUUUUUGAAUUACGAAAGGAAUAAUGGAGGGAAAAAGUAUUGUUUCUCGACAGUUUAUGGAUUUCCAUCACCCAUGUCAAUCCUGAACGCAAACGGCAACAAAACCAUUGAGUUUGACAUACAGGACUUGAAAAGCUGAUGGAGGCCUACAAUGGCAUCGACAGUCGACAUCUCCUCAAAUUAACAAAGAGUUUUGAAGCUCAGCGUUCCAGGUUUUUACUUACACCUUCAGAUUUGGUUUAAUCCAUCAGCCGAGGCAGGGAGUGCAACAAACAUGGAGCUGAGAGUCUGAAUGUCUUAUCAGCAAAAGGGCAUUGAAGUUAAAAAUAAGUGACAGCAGAGCAAAGACAGACAUCCAGUUCAGUUGAUGCUAUGUAUUUAAGUAUGUAAGUAAUGUUUAUAAAGGGAAUGUGUUAAACUGACCUGUAGUAAAGCACUGAUAUUAAUGUGUGAGUCGUUGGGGAGGAUUUCCACCAAAAAUGACAUUUUAGGUUUUUUUCCUGCUUCAGUAAAAAAAAAAUGUAAUAUUAGAUCUGAUGUCACACCUGUAAUAAUUAUAUUAUAAUAAAAUCAGUUUUUGCACUCAAUUAUUUAACAAUAUCAAAUUUAGUAAAGUGGCAUCUUUUGUAGGUUAAAAACCUAAAAAUCAGUUUUUGCAGAAUUCCUUUAAGUGUAUGCGAGUGUGUGUGUAUGUUUUGGUGUGUGUGUG
Plectropomus leopardus (leopard coralgrouper) is the source of this 2609-nucleotide messenger RNA. It is a transcript of the gene ankrd13c, whose product is annotated as ankyrin repeat domain 13C. Gene Ontology annotation, molecular function: signaling receptor binding. Lineage: Eukaryota; Metazoa; Chordata; Actinopteri; Perciformes; Serranidae. The record is from RefSeq and is a predicted model, not a curated record. Gene Ontology annotation, cellular component: cytoplasm. Gene Ontology annotation, biological process: protein retention in ER lumen.